GUUGAACAAACUGAAGUCCAGGUGAAUCACUAGCAGUGUUGGGUGUUAAACAGAGAUCAGUGACACGGGUGUUCAACAUGAACUCAAAGCCAGAAUGUGUCAGACAAACUCCACGCUUUCAUCACUCCGUCUUGUCCACCACUCGCUCUCACAGACAGCUUGUUAAAGCCGUGAAGAUUUGGAAGACGGCGUUUGUCAGUUCCUCAAACGUCACCCCCGGAGCUUUAAAGCCCAGAUCGUUUAAAGAGCGUCUGAUGUGUGUGGAAAUGCACCGCAAGGCGUCUGAAGUCUCAACAGCUCCAAAGUCCGUCGCCUGUUCCAUCAGAGACCUGCAGCUGUGCAGCUCAGAUUCAUCUCCAUCACCCUUUAAACAUCCGUUAGAGUCCCAGCACACCCGCCGCAGACGCCCCGUCCACAGAAGACACUACAGAAAACAGUUAGAGUGGUUUCACACCUUAUCCAGAAACAAGAGACCACCACGACUCAACCUGGAGGGUCAAAGGUCACAGACAGCUGUCAGGAUGACGGGUCCCUCUUCUGACAGAAAGAGACGUCAGAGAAGUUCUCCAUCAGCUCAAAGUCCUCCAGAGUUUCAGACGCCAGCGAGGAAGACGAGUCGAAGGCUGUGGAGACGACAGCUGGACACCAGCAGUUCUGACUCCAGCAGAUCCACCAAAACAACACCUGCAGACGUCAAGAAGACCAGACGUCAAAAACAAAACAACACACAUAAACCCUGUGACAACACAAACCGCCGGAAGCCUUCAUGGACUGAGUUUAAUUUCCUUGAUAUUCAUUCAGAUUUAAUCACAGACGCUUCACCUGCGCACAAAACACAGAAGAACUUCAGUGCCAUGUCAAAGAAAGACAAAAGAGAAGAUUCGCCUGCCACAAACCCAGCGUCCAGACCUCUGACGUCACCGAUGAGAAAACACAACAGAAGGUUCACAAAACCAAGACGAGAGAAGAUCAGCUAACCAGAAAAUCAUCAGAGGAACUAACAGACGACACAUCUCAGACACUGAUGAGAAAUGAGAAACGAGUUCACUUCAAGACUCCUUCGUCCUAAACAAGAGAUGCUUUAAAGCCACCGGUCACAGCAGCUUCAGCAACACCAGACACUCUCAGAGCGAAGCUUCAUCUGCACUGAUACACACCUGAUGAAUGAACACAUGAUGGCAGUGUGACACCGUCUG
Messenger RNA from Triplophysa dalaica, 1196 nucleotides. RefSeq names its product serine/arginine-rich splicing factor 11. The record is from RefSeq and is a predicted model, not a curated record. The transcript has 4 exons. Lineage: Eukaryota; Metazoa; Chordata; Actinopteri; Cypriniformes; Nemacheilidae. The coding region runs from base 78 to 977 and encodes 299 amino acids.